This is a messenger RNA of Labeo rohita (rohu), 1398 nucleotides long. It is a transcript of the gene uchl5, whose product is annotated as ubiquitin carboxyl-terminal hydrolase L5. NCBI's taxonomy places the organism in Eukaryota, Metazoa, Chordata, Actinopteri, Cypriniformes, Cyprinidae. Gene Ontology annotation, biological process: ubiquitin-dependent protein catabolic process; protein deubiquitination. Gene Ontology annotation, cellular component: cytoplasm; Ino80 complex. Gene Ontology annotation, molecular function: proteasome binding; cysteine-type deubiquitinase activity. Bases 127 to 1116 code for a protein of 329 amino acids. The record is from RefSeq and is a predicted model, not a curated record. The transcript is spliced from 11 exons.
CAGAAGAAUGACGCAUGUCGAAAGGAAUGCCGGGAAAACGUCUGUAUGUGUGAAUGAGUCCCAUUAGCCUCGUCUAACCGCUACACGAGCACAAUUUUCUGUUUACAACAAGCAACAUAAUUUGAAAUGGCGGGAAGCGCUGGGGAAUGGUGUCUUAUGGAAAGCGACCCGGGGGUUUUCACAGAGCUGAUCAAGGGCUUUGGGUGCAAAGGUGCACAGGUUGAAGAGAUAUGGAGCAUGGAGCCAGAAAACUUUGAAAAUCUCAAGCCCGUUCAUGGUCUGAUUUUCCUCUUCAAGUGGCAACCCGGUGAGGAGCCAGCGGGGUCUAUAGUUCAAGACUCAAGGCUGGAUCAGAUCUUCUUCGCCAAGCAGGUCAUCAACAAUGCCUGUGCGACCCAAGCGAUCGUCAGCGUGUUGUUAAACUGCACACAUUCCGAUAUGCACCUCGGAGAAACGCUGACAGAAUUUAAAGAGUUCUCGCAGAGUUUUGAUGCUGCGAUGAAGGGUCUUGCUCUCAGUAACUCUGAAGUGAUUCGACAAGUUCACAACAGCUUCGCCAGACAACAGAUGUUUGAGUUUGACGCAAAGUCUUCGGCUAAAGAAGAGGAUGCUUUUCAUUUCGUGAGCUACGUUCCUGUUAACGGCCGACUUUAUGAGUUGGACGGACUUCGUGAAGGACCCAUAGAUCUGGGUGCUUGUAACCAGGAUGAUUGGAUCAGUGCUGUACGGCCCGUGAUUGAGAAAAGAAUACAGAAAUACAGCGAGGGUGAGAUUCGAUUCAACUUGAUGGCCAUCGUUUCAGACCGCAAGAUGAUUUAUGAGAAGAAGAUCGCUGAAUUGCAGGCCCAGCUCACAGAGGAAGAGCCGAUGGACACGGACCAGAGUGGAAACCAUCUCAGCUCUAUCCAGUCAGAGAUCGCCAAGUAUCAGCUCCUGAUCGAAGAAGAGAACCAAAAGCUUAAAAGAUACAAAAUUGAGAACAUUAGAAGGAAGCACAACUACCUGCCCUUCAUAAUGGAGUUAUUGAAGACAUUGGCUGAAUAUCAGCAGCUGAUACCACUAGUGGAAAAGGCAAAGGAAAAACAAAGUGCCAAAAAAAUACAAGAAGCCAAGUAACUCCACAUUGUUAGACCCGGUUUAAUUUUAUGCCACGGAAUAUCUUGAUGUGCAUUUGUCUUCAGUAUCCAUAAAAGGAGCACCUGGAAGUGAAGUCUUACUGUCAUUUCCUUCAUGUCUGUGCAUGCAUGCGACGAUAUGUUCAUAUAAUGUCUUAUUUUCAUAUAAAUUUCAUUUGUUCAGUAAUAGUGUUGUUUCAUGUUUCUUUUCUGGGUAAAAGAUGAUAAAUGAGUCUUAAAUUGCUGUAAUAUACUGUACAUUAAAGCACUAAUUUAUCUAUUA